Messenger RNA from Pocillopora verrucosa, 818 nucleotides. The record is from RefSeq and is a predicted model, not a curated record. NCBI's taxonomy places the organism in Eukaryota, Metazoa, Cnidaria, Anthozoa, Scleractinia, Pocilloporidae.
AAGUUUUAACGCUCAGCUCUCAUGGCGGAAAACGUUUGCGACCAUCUCAACAAAUCUUCUUUCGGAACCUCUCUGUAUUUUAAAGAUUUUCGUCCGGCACUUGUUGCUAAUUGUGUCUUCAACAGCUUUUUGUGUUAUGCAAACAUCAUUUUGAACAUCGUAACCAUCCAUGCGAUAAGGAAAACUGCGUUGUUGCCAAAACCUUUGAAAACAUUAUUACUGAGCCUGGCUGCCUCUGAUGUUGGCGUCGGUUUGUUGGCACAGCCGCUCCAUAUUUCUAUUCUAGUCGGCUGGUUAAAUCAAAAACGUAUCGACUGCAUUUCCUACAAGAGAUUGAUGGCCGUUAUGAAAUUCUUUUGUUUAUCUUCGCUCUUUAAUGUUGUAACCAUAAGUGUGGACAGGUUCUUAGCUGUUCAUCUUCAUCUCAGAUAUCAAGAGCUUGUGACUCACAAGCGCGUCAUUGCAGCGGUGAUAUCAAUAUGGCUGUUAAGCGCAAUUAUUUCUUCCAGUGUCUUUUGGGAUCCAUUGCUUUUCAGCUCACAAGUCACUGGGCUCGUGAUUAAGACUGUUUGCCUUAUUGUAGUGGUAAUUUUCUACUGGAGGAUUUAUAUAGUCUUAAAGCGACACAUAAUCCAGAUUGAAGGCCUUCAAAUCCAAGAAGCGCAACAGGGAGUUCAAAAUGGCGACUUAUCUAACUUUUUGAAGCUUCGAAAGUCAGCUCUUGGAACAUUUUUUAUGGGACCCAUUCGUCGCACUCUCAUGGACAUAAUGCGAGGCAUCGUCAAUCGGUUCAGAGAAUAACAGUUCGUUUCUGAUAC